UGUAAAACAAUGUUGAGUUCCUACCAAAGUUUUGCGCGGUAUCAGCUGCUUCUGCUGCUGUCAGUUGUAUUGAUUUACCUUCUAUCGACAUCCCCUGGCAGCUUGGAACCUCAGAAAAUAGAGCCGCUAAAGGAGCCUCCGCCGGCCGAUCGCCUGGUGGUUCUCGUGAGAGAUGGCCUAUCCGCUCAGACUUUCCUAGCCAACCGAUGCCGGAACGUGCCACUGCUGCGGGAACUCUUUCUGCAUCAGGGUUUGGUGGGGAUUAGCCGUCCGGAGACCACCACCUACCACCCGAUGUCCCCGUACAUCUCCCUGUUUUCCGGGUUCAAUGAGGAUGCGGCCAUAGUGGCUCGUGGCUGGCUGCGAAAUCCAGACCCCCCUGACUCAAUAUUCAAUCGAUGUAAUCACAGUUUUGCGUGGACCUCAUCGGAGGUUAUAACGCGCUUUCCCAAAAUCAAAAGACCUGUGGCAAUGAACUUUGAAAACUUUGCUUCGGACGUAACCAAAUCCUGCUCCGAAAUGGAAGAAUCCGUAUGUCGGUCUGUUGACAGAUUUCUACGUGGGGCAUCCCGACAAUUGCUGAAUUCCACGGGAGUCAUAUUCUUUGUCCACAUGACCGGUGUGGAACCAUCCUGCGAAAGCCUUCAACUGAUUCAAGAAAAUGUGUGGAACCUGUAUCAGCGCUUUGAAAAGUCGUUUCCCGACCAAAGAACGGCUUACUUAUUCACUUCCAAUCUUGGCGACCCACAAACUGAAAGUGAAUGCAGCCUGGCAGUUGAAUCUCCUUUCUUCCUUUGGGGUUCAGGAGUGGCUCAUGUAAAAUCCAUGCCAGGACGCAGCUUUGUGGCCAACGACUCGGGUUAUAGGCUGCCCCUGCAUGUCCUCACCCCGCAUCUCACAGCACUUAUGAGUGCCUUGCUGGGAUUGCCACCUCCAGUUCACAGUCGCGGAAUGUUACCGCAAGGAAUGCUCAACACCAGUAAGCGUUAUGAGGCCAAUGCCAUGCUGACCAAUGCCAAGCAGCUCCUGGCCCAAGCUCGCCGUUUAAGGGAGCUCCAUCCUAAAAGGAUGCCCGCCUUUUGGCUGGACUUUCAGAUGAUGGACAGCUUUUUAAAGGCUUCUGAAGGCCUCAAGAGACAACAUCGUUUCAAGGCUCUUCUGGAGUAUAGCUGCAACUUUAUGCCUGUGCUGGUCAAGGGAAUGGAUUACUUUAAGGACUACUAUCGCCAAGUCUUAGUCUGGGCAGUUAGCUUUGCUGGAAUAGGCUGGCUAUAUUGCCUACGCUGUCAUCUAACAGUCGGACGAAAGUGCAGAAACGACUUGGAAAUCCAGGGGCUAACCUCUUUUAAGUGGUUGGUGUUUAUCAGGGGAAUCCAUCGAUUGCUGACUGGAUUGCUGGUGAUAUAUAUGCUGCUCGAAAGGAUUCCCUGGUUGGUGCAAGCUAUCCUACUCAUGCCUUCGCUGUAUUGGAAGGUGACCAUAAAUGUUGUGGGCGAAAGGCCUAAGAUGGUGUGCCGGAAGAGUUUGAUUUCUUCAGCCUUACUAGCACUGAUCUGCUUGGGUGGCUUCUUCAGACGUUACAUCAUGGCAGUGGGCUACCUGGGAUUCGCUGGCUACACCAACAGAGAUGCCUUUCGGAAGCGCGGACUGCAGUUCUACCUGUGGCUACUUCUGCUCCUGGGACUCACCUGUAUAUCGGUACUUCCGGAAUCGUUGGGAUGCUCGCAGCCCAGAGCUCUGAUUCUCAGCAUCCUACUUACUCUUCUACGUCCUUUGGCUUGUGGGGUGUAUUUUAACCUAAUCACCUGGCUUAGCAACAUCGUAGUGCUCCUCGCGGCCCUAGAGUACAUCCUGGUGGGCUGGCAUCCCUGGGCCACGUAUAUGGCCUCCUGGAUCUAUCUGGGCUAUGUGGCCUUCUGGCAGCGACGCAAUCUUCAGGCCACCGAACUAGUGUUCUUCAACCUUAGCACGCUCUACACCCUCACCUGCACCUCUUAUGAACCGGUGGUCAUCCAAAUGCUGGCCAUGGAACUGCAACUGGGGCUGAGGAUGAAGCUGGAGAGGAACGAGGGAAUUGGACCCAAGACUGCCGCUCAUUACAUACUUGUGUACAGCUGGUACUCCCUUUUCGCCAUUGGCAGCUUCCCAGCCUUCGAUGACUUCCAGGAAAUCCUCCACGAAACCUGCUUUGGUUAUUUGCCACUGACCUAUGGUCUGGUUAUGGUAAUGAAAUUGCUGCUACCCUGGCUGCUGGUGCUCUGCAUCCUGGUGGGAAACUACAAGGACCUUGGUUCACACGAGCGCCAUAUUUUCGUGAGGCUGCUCUUCGUGAGCAGUGCCAUGUCGCUGGUUCUUCUGCAGCGGCUCACUGGCGUUGGACCCUGGAGAGAAAUCCUCAGCAGAUUCGCAGAGUUUGCGGUGGUUAUGGUUUUCCCACUCGUUUGGCUGCUGAUGUGGCGACUGGCGCAACUUAAAGUGGGCUCCAAGUGGAUGUCCCAGCUCUCCGGAAGAGUUACUAUUCGUUAA
Messenger RNA from Drosophila rhopaloa, 2526 nucleotides. RefSeq names its product GPI ethanolamine phosphate transferase 1. The record is from RefSeq and is a predicted model, not a curated record. Lineage: Eukaryota; Metazoa; Arthropoda; Insecta; Diptera; Drosophilidae. Gene Ontology annotation, biological process: GPI anchor biosynthetic process. Gene Ontology annotation, cellular component: endoplasmic reticulum membrane. Gene Ontology annotation, molecular function: mannose-ethanolamine phosphotransferase activity.